Molecule: messenger RNA, 4048 nt
Organism: Populus euphratica (Euphrates poplar)
Lineage: Eukaryota; Viridiplantae; Streptophyta; Magnoliopsida; Malpighiales; Salicaceae
Product: kinesin-related protein 11-like
Exons: 24
Coding region: 341-3733 (1130 amino acids)
Biological process (GO): microtubule-based movement
Molecular function (GO): microtubule binding; microtubule motor activity; ATP binding
Source: RefSeq, a predicted model, not a curated record
AACCCGCGCGCCCCACCCCCCCCUCCGGGCGCUCUGCAACUCUUUGUCUUCAAGUUGAAGAAACAGUCUCUCUCCGUUGCUUCUCUACUUUCAUUCCUCUCUCCUCCUUCUUCACUUACUUAAAGUAUCAAAUCCAUUAAAAAAAAAAAGACCACUCACAAUGUUACUCCCUUUUUUUGCAGCAGAUACCAUGUGACCUUACCUACUCUCUCUCUCUCUCUCCCUCCACCGAGUCAGCUUCCCCUUGACGACUCACCGAGUCAACUCGACUCGACUCGACUCAACCCAACUCCACUUCAACUGAACUGAACAUACAUUUUUAUUUUAUUUUUCUCCCGGAAUGGCGUCAUCUUCCAGAGCGAGAAGCAGCUCUCCCUUCUCGUAUCGAAAACCGUCAAGUCCUUACUCUUCAGCUUCUUCAACAACAUCUUAUAAUAACAGGCUAAUGCCACGUUCGUGCUCGACUUCUGCUUCUUCAUUUUUCGGUUCGCGAUCCGUGACGCCGAGUCGAGAUCGGUCUGAUUCAAUGCACUACGGCCUCUCACACGGCGUCGGUGCUUAUGAUGGUAGUCUGAAUCCGGUCGGGUUCGGGUCGGAGGAGUUGAUUGCUGAACCGAUUGAUCAACCGAGGAAUGGUGGUGAUAGUAUUUCGGUAACGAUUCGGUUUAGACCGUUGAGUGAAAGGGAGUUUCAGAGAGGAGAUGAAAUAGCAUGGUCAGCGGAUGGAGAUAAGAUUGUUAGGAACGAGUAUAAUCCAGCUACUGCUUAUGCAUUUGAUAAGGUGUUUGGACCGCACACAGCCUCUCAAGAGGUGUAUGAGGUUGCCGCAAAACCUGUGGUCAAGGCUGCAAUGGAGGGUGUUAAUGGGACUGUUUUUGCAUAUGGUGUUACUAGUAGUGGAAAGACACAUACUAUGCAUGGAGACCAAAAUUCUCCUGGCAUUAUACCACUUGCCAUAAAGGAUGUUUUCAGUAACAUCCAAGAUACUCCAGGAAGAGAGUUCCUACUACGCGUGUCCUAUCUUGAAAUUUACAAUGAGGUGAUAAAUGACUUGCUUGAUCCAACAGGUCAAAAUUUACGUGUCAGGGAAGAUGCACAGGGCACCUAUGUUGAGGGUAUAAAGGAAGAAGUGGUUUUAUCUCCUGGGCAUGCACUUUCUUUCAUUGCUGCUGGAGAAGAGCAUCGCCAUGUUGGUUCAAAUAAUUUUAAUCUGUUCAGCAGCCGAAGUCACACCAUAUUCACUCUGAUGAUAGAAAGUAGUGCCCAUGGAGAUGAAUACGACGGAGUGAUUUUCUCUCAACUUAAUUUGAUUGAUCUAGCUGGAUCUGAGAGUUCCAAAACUGAAACAACUGGAAUAAGGAGAAAGGAAGGAUCUUACAUAAACAAAAGCCUUCUAACUCUUGGAACUGUGAUUGGAAAGCUGAGCGAAGGAAGGGCAUCUCAUGUUCCAUAUAGAGAUUCCAAACUUACACGCCUUUUGCAGUCUUCGUUGAGCGGGCAUGGGCAUGUUUCGCUUAUUUGUACCGUCACUCCUGCAUCAAGUAACAUGGAAGAAACUCAUAAUACAUUGAAGUUUGCUAGCAGGGCAAAGCGGGUUGAAAUAUAUGCUUCACGCAAUAAGAUUAUUGAUGAGAAGUCUUUGAUCAAGAAAUAUCAGAAAGAAAUCUCAAGCCUCAAGCAGGAACUUGAUCAAUUAAGACAGGGGAUGCUUGCUGGUGUUAGCCAUGAGGAGAUUAUGAGCUUAAGGCAAAAGUUGGAGGAAGGUCAGGUGAAGAUGCAAUCAAGGCUUGAGGAAGAAGAAGAAGCCAAGGCUGCUCUAAUGAGUAGGAUUCAGAGGCUAACUAAACUCAUACUUGUCUCUACAAAGAAUACGAUUCCUGGAUUGACUGAUGUUCCAGGUCACCAGCCGAUUCAUUCUGUUGGGGAGGAUGAUAAAUUGGAUGUUUUGCGAGAAGGUGCUUUACUUGCAGAAAAUGAGAAUCAAAAGGACUCUCCAUCUUCUUCUUCUUUGAUAGCAUCGGAUCUAACUUACGAAUUUAAACAUAGAAGAUCUUCCAGUAUGUGGAAUGAAGAACUCUCACCAGCUAGCAGUACUGUUACUGAAUCGACUCAAUCAUAUGAAGUUAUGGGUACUUCAAAACUGGCACCAGGCGGGAUGACCCAAGACCAGAUGGACCUUCUUGUGGAGCAGGUUAAGAUGCUUGCUGGAGAGAUUGCAUUCAGCACUAGUACCCUGAAGCGCCUGGUGGAGCAUUCUGUAAAUGAUCCUGAUAGCUCAAAAACUCAAAUCCAGAACUUGGAGCGAGAGAUCCAGGAAAAGAAGAGGCAAAUGAGAGUUUUAGAACAGCGCAUUAUUGAGAGUGGUGAGGCUUCAAUUGCUAAUGCCUCAAUGGUUGAUAUGCAGCAGGUUGUUUCGCUUUCUUCUACUUUUCCCUUUUUCUUCUUCUUCUCUCGUGUAUUCUUUCAUUUUAUCUUUUUUUUAGAUAAUAAUAGCUCAACUAUUUUGAUUGCAAUUGUGCUGGAACAGACAGUAAUGAGAUUGAUGACCCAAUGUAAUGAAAAGGCUUUUGAGCUGGAGAUAAAAUCAGCUGACAACCGUAUUCUCCAAGAACAGCUUCAGAAUAAGUGUUCCGAGAACAAAGAAAUGCAAGAAAAGUUGACUCUCCUAGAGCAUCGGUUGGCUUCACUCUCUGGUGAUAAAGCAUCAAUAAACUCUGAACACAACAUGUCAGAAGAAUAUGUGGAUGAAUUGAAAAAGAAAGUUCAGUCCCAGGAGAUUGAGAAUGAAAAGCUAAAGAUUGGACGGGUUCAGAUUUCAGAGGAGAAUAGUGGAUUGCGGGUGCAAAAUCAGAAAUUAUCCGAAGAAGCUUCUUAUGCAAAGGAACUGGCCUCUGCUGCUGCAGUUGAGCUGAAAAAUUUAGCUGGUGAAGUGACAAAGCUCUCAUUACAGAAUGCAAAAUUGGAAAAAGAAUUGCUGGCUGCUCGAGAAUCUGCGCAUUCUAGAGGUGCUGGCAUGCAAUCAGUUAAUGGAGUUAACCGCAAGUUUAAUGAUGGCAUAAGACAUGGGAGGAAGGGGCGGUUCUCUGGCAGAGGAAAUGAUUUUUCAGGAAUGCAUUCUGAUGACUUUGAGUCAUGGAAUCUUGAUCCAGAUGAUUUGAAAAGGGAACUGCAGGCAAGAAAGCAACGCGAAGCAGCACUAGAGGCAGCCUUGGCUGAAAAGGAAUUCAUUGAAGAUGAAUACAGGAAAAAGUGUGAAGAGGCGAAAAAAAGGGAGGAGGCUCUGGAAAAUGACUUGGCAAACAUGUGGGUGCUUGUUGCGAAGUUAAAGAGAGAGGAUAGUGCUAUCUCUGGGAUGAAUGCUGAUGAAAGGCAUAGUGAUGGUAUAGAUCACACUAGUGAUCCCAAAACAAAUGGUGUUGAAGUUGAUCGUAAUAGCAUCCUGAAAGAGAGAGAAGAUUUAGAUGCAUUACAAGUUGAUGAAGAAACUCCCAAGGAAGAGCCCCUAGUUAUUCGGUUGAAGGCACGGAUACAAGAGAUGAAGGAGAAGGAGCUCAAACAACUGGGAAAUGGAGAUGCUAAUUCUCAUGUGUGCAAAGUAUGUUUUGAAUCACCAACAGCAGCAAUUCUUCUCCCCUGUCGACAUUUUUGCUUGUGUAAAUCUUGUUCGCUUGCAUGUUCUGAGUGUCCAAUUUGUCGCACAAAGAUUGCAGAUAGGCUUUUUGCAUUUACUUGACAUUGCAGCUUGCACCCUCCAAAUGAAGGGCUCUGUGGAUGUUUACCUGUUCACUACAUCGGUGGAACGGUGGUACAAUUCUUUCAUUAGUUUACUGUAUGUAAUUGUCAAAAAGGUAUAUCAAUAUAUUGUUUCUGAAUCUCACCCCUUCUUUGGGGCUGUAAAAUAAGACUUGAUCAAAGGUAAACAAAGAAUCAGUACAUUCUAGAUGUUGCGUUAUUUUUGAACAUGCAGCAGAAUGUUGUGGUUUAUAACGCUGUAUAGAAACAAUGUAUGCUUCCAUGAGAAAGUGUCCUUCCCUGUGUAUCUGAGCAA